This is a messenger RNA of Monascus purpureus, 3325 nucleotides long. The record is from the annotation of a GenBank genome assembly. NCBI's taxonomy places the organism in Eukaryota, Fungi, Ascomycota, Eurotiomycetes, Eurotiales, Aspergillaceae.
GUCGCAACCAUCCGCUGCAACUCAACAGGCCUUCCUCGAGGGCGUUUGCUUUCCUUGUGCUGCAUAACCUUUGUUGCAUUGUUGCAUUCUUUUCCCACCAGGCUGGUCCUGUCGAGCUAGACUCAUAUACACCGACGCAUGAGGCACACUCCCUCAUUAUCUUACAAGGCUGAAUCCGGCGCAUCCUUUCUUACGCUGCAGGCCGCUAGGAACAGUGCUAUGCGUGCUAGGAUCUGAGGUUGCAAGAAGGUCUUCUGUCUCUUGACCGGUUCUGGGUGAUUCUAAGAUGUCUCUACUUCACAAUGAAGAGUAUGUCUAGUCUCAAACCACCCUUGACCCGCUGCCCCUCUUUAUCUGAAGAAUUCCUUUGGACAAAGUUAACCGGUGGUUACAACUGGGAAAUAGCUUCACGGUCUGGCAGUUACGCACAUCUUACUUGUCUGUGAUCAAGGAUGGCAUAGGUGACCGCCUCAUCAACGUUAACAACUCCGUUCUCAACACCCCCGGUUUCCGUGGAGCGGGUUGGUCUUCGGGCUAUACGAACUCGCAAAACGUCGCGGCCAGCGUCAAGCGCACGUACUCACCGCCAAUCCCGACGACCGCUGCAGUGUCUUCAGAAUACUACCGGCUUGCGAAUGGAUCAGCUGAUGAUUCUAGGGGAUUCAACCCUGGCUUUGGGGAUGAGGGUGAGGAUGAGGAAGGUGGGAUGGUUACUGGUAAAAGCACCUCGGAUGUAUUUGGGAUGCGGUAUCACGCUCGAGGUGGGAAGAGAGCUCGUCGGAGAGAUCGCCACCAGCAGGAUCAGAGGCAGGGGGAUGCCGAGGAUGACGAUAGCAGUGAUCUGAGUGAUGAAAGCGACGAUGAUGGAGAUUUGACCCAGAGAGCUUCUCAGCAGAUCAAGUUUUCAAAGGUACCGAUACGGACGCGAGCAGGAUCUUCUCCAAUACGCUCCGCAGACCGCACCGCUGGGCCGGAAGUCUUGGUAACUUCUCCCUCGCAACCAACAGUAGGAAAUCGCUAUCGUACGGGAUCUCUAGGGACAGCCGUGGGACCUAGAGAGCGUGUGCGACGAGAUACUGUUACUAGUAGCGACAUAUCCUCAGACUACGAACUGGAUUCUUCCGCUUUCAAACGCCGGCAAAUCCGCUUUUCUGGUCAGCCUCAGGUGAUGGAGGCAUCUAAGGAAGAACACGAUGGCGCCGAUAGAAAGGAAAUCGAAACCUUAACCGUUGGGGAGCUGAAUGAGCAUGCCGCCGAGGAUUCAGGUGCAGAGUCGGUAGGAUCUGCAACUUCUUCUGAUUUUGACGCCACAGCUGGCUCUGGGUCACUACUUGAAGAUGUCGGUAUUACCGGCGGUCUAAAUUCUUCCUCGCCUAUGGUGUUGAUGCAUAGGUUGCAAAAUGGAACCGUGCCCCAGCAUGCAUCGCCUAAGAAGCCGAAGACUCCAGCUCCUGAUCUACAGGAUCUACCUCCUCCUCGACCCAUCAGCACGGUGCAGCCCAUCAGCUUGUUGUCUAAGGAACUCAAGGCACGAAAGCGUGCCCCAUCGAACCCCGUUGAGCAAUUUGCAGUACUAUCUGGCAAGGGGUUAACAGAAGCGCUGAAUUUGAAAAUAUACCUCCCCUUCUCUUCGGACCCCGAUCAACCUUUGGAGAUGCCUCUCGCUCGAGAAUCCAAGCUAUCGGAGCAACCUGGCCCCGUUACUGUAGCGGAAGCUAUUGGAUUGGCUAUUUGGCAGUACUCAGAGACAGGUCGUCAACCACCUAUUGAGCGAAGAAAGUUGACAGUGAAUCGGUGGACGUUGAGAAUGGUGGAUGACGGCGAGGUGGAAUAUGACUUUCCACCGUUGGCACGAACCUCUCCAAUGGUUGAUUUCACCUCAAACAACAACAGAGCACAUGCUGCGCGGGGAAGAUCGAGAGGCAAGGUGUAUGAUGAAUUUGCCCUAGUGGAGGCCUCCCAGAGUGAGUUUGAGGAGAAUGAGCGCCUAUAUCCGAAAUUCAGCCAAAAUGUGAUUUCCGAAGAAAGCGGCGACCAGCCUUCGACCCUCGCAGUCCCAGCAAACCCUGCAAUCCCGCAAAACAAAUCCCAACCAGCUCGUCCGAAUCCUAUCCUUGGUCAACCUUUCUCAUCAGCACUGAAUGACAGUACGCUGACGCCGGCCGAUCGGCCAGCCGUGCCGACAACUCAUGCUACGCCGCGCAUGGGAGUUUCCAAGACAGUGAAGAUCCGGUACACAAAUUUUGACACGGAAGUCCAUAUAAUGACAAUGAACACCUCCACUGACAGCUAUAUUGCGGAGCUCCUGGACUCUGUGUGCAAGCGAUGGGGCCUGGACAAGGGCAACUAUAUCCUCAAAGUUAUGGGAUCGAAUACCAUCGCGCCCUUGGACCGGACUGUUGAAGCUCUUGGCAAUAUCACAGAUCUUGAUCUCGUCCGUCGACGCUUUGGCACAGCUCCUCUCACCCUGACAGGGUCCCCCGGAAGCUCUUCUCCGAACGCGCCUGUGCUGGUUGACAACAAUGGUACGACGGUCAAGAAGGGUAAGAAAUCAGGGCAGCGGAUGCUACAAACGAUCGCGCAGAAACAAGACAUUAUUGGGGGUUAUUACCGUCGCUACCACGUGUUUAGGAAACAGCCCAUGUCUUUCACAACGUCUAAUUACCGCAUCCUGAUUUUCGACAAUGACUAUAUGCACAUCAUGCCGGGAGAUACGGGGAAGACCGUUUCUGGCACCAAAACGCGGUCUAUUAGCUUCAAUGACGUUGUCGGAUGCAAAGUGAGCCGCCGACAUCCCAAGAGCUUUCGGGUGGUUGUCCUGAGAGGCAACGAUGCUAGCGAACAAAAACGAUAUGACUUUGAGGCGCGAAAUGCACUCGAGGCAGUGGAGAUUGUGGAUGAGAUUAAGAAGAAUAUGGCACACUAUCGGAUUUAGGAGCAUGGCAUCUGUCGUUCUUGCUACCCCUGAUUCUUUAUCUUCAUCUAUAACUUCCCCCCUGAUCCCUUCUGGUCCAUUCUCUCUUUCUUCCUAUUCAUCUGAUUAUUACUGGCUGCAUUUUCUAUUUCACUUGUCUGCGGAAGACAUACUGGACGGAUGGACUGUUAGGUUUUGUUACGGAGUAGACUGGCAUCUGGUCAUACUUGCAGUGUACAGAUUCGACUGGUCGGAUUGCAAUUCAAUUCCAUUUUUCAUUGAUGAUUCUGUCUAUGUAGUGAUUUGAUUGCUGCGCUCAGCACAGCGGGAGUCCGCUGUAGAUAUACGGCCCUCUGCGCUCCGCGUACGGACGAAGCAGUCAUUUCCCCGGCGAGUGUGAUAAUAAUAAAC